Molecule: messenger RNA, 2213 nt
Organism: Drosophila serrata
Lineage: Eukaryota; Metazoa; Arthropoda; Insecta; Diptera; Drosophilidae
Gene: corto
Product: centrosomal and chromosomal factor corto
Source: RefSeq, a predicted model, not a curated record
AGCAAAAAUGCAAAAAUUCUAAAGCAACAAAGUAAAAGCGAAAAGCUACCCAAAGCGUAUUCUGUGUUACCAAACCUCGAACGCGACUCGAGAAAAGCUAAGAAACCCGGGGGAGCAGGAGCAGAGUUUGGAGCAAUGACGAUGGCCGCCUGUUAUGCCAACUACGACAUGUCGUCCCUUUCGCACGGCAUGUCGGCUCUGUCUGCCCUGCAGCAGCAGCAGCAACAACAGCAACAACACAGCCAGGCGCAGCAGCAGCAGCAGCAACACCAUCACCAGCAGCAGCAGCAGCAACAGCAGCAGCAACAACAACACAUGUACAUGUACAGCAACGCCCGUCACAGCCAUGCGGCGGCGGCCCAAACGCAGGUCGCCGCCGCCGUUGCCAGCAACAGACAACAACAGCAACAGUCCGCCAGCAACAGCAACAACAGCAAUGGCAACGGCGGAAAUGCUGCGCCAGCCGCUUCCCCGCAAAAGGACUACAGCAUCCCGCUGCACGUGGACUGCAGCGUAGAGUACGAGCUGCCCAACCAGCCCAAGCCGCCGGCAGGACAGCGCGUGGAGCCGCUGCUGAUGAUCCAUCCGUGCUACUUCCGCAAGAUGGAGUCGCAGCGCCGCAGUCCGUUCGUGAACAACAUGCAUGCCACCGCACGGUCCAUCAGCUCCAGCUCGCUGAGCAGUGGAGCGGCCCUGGGCGGUAGCGGCAGCGGAGCGGCGGUGGCCACAGCGCCCAGCAGUAGUGCGGCCAGGCGGGGAGCUCGAGCGGCAGCUUCCACCGCCCAGCAGCAGCAACAGCAACAGGCGCAGCGCUAUCAGCAGCAGCAGCAACAACUGCGGCAGCAGCACCAGCAAAUGUCCCAGAUGUCGCAGCAAGCCCACUAUCCCCAGCAGCAGUCUAGUCUGGAGCAUGUGCGGCGGCAGCAGCAGCAGCAGCAACACAGCCAGGCGCAGCAGCAGCAGCAGCAGCAACGUGCCAGCAGCAACCAAAGCCAACGUCAAAGCCAAAGUCAGAGCCAUGCAGCCAACUCGGCUGCGGCGGCAGCGGCGGUUCAGGCCCAGGCCCAAGCCUCCAUCGCCGCCGCGGCUGCCGGCCAGUGGGAUCAGCUGGCGGCAGCCCUGGCAGCCCGCACCGCCCUCACGCCCCAUCACAUGCUGCACCCGCACAGUCACAGUCACAGCCAUUAUGCGGCCAAGGGCAGCGGUGGCGGCGGCGGCAAGCGGGACGCCAUGAUCUCCGGCAGCAACUAUGGACAGACGGCGGCUGCCUCAGGAAAACUGCAGCAGCAGUCGCAAGUGCAGCAGCAUCAGCAGUCGCAAGUGCCACAGCAGCAGCAGCAGCAGCAGCAACAACAAUGCCUGCCCCCGCCGCCCUGGGAUGCGACGUCCAUGCUGAUGGACCGGUCGCCGAUGGCCACAGUUCCUAGCAAUUAUCAGGCCGGCCCUGACACCAAUCCCAUGCGUCUCUACUCGGCCACGCCCACCACGGGAGCGGCCACAGGCGGAGCGGCGGCGACGGCAGCCGGCACAGGAGCAACGGUGGCGGGAACGGCAUCGGGUACGGUUGCUGUGGCGAUACCGGGAGCGGUAACCACUGCCACGGACAAGCUGAGCGGCAAGUACCGGCAGUACCUGCGUUCCCAGCGAAUGCAUCCAUAUGCGGCGGCCGCCUCGCUUAACCUGGCAGCCGCGGCUGCUGCCGCCGGUCAGACGUCCUUUGUCCCGUUCAGCUCGGCGGCCACGGCGGUGGCGGCCACGCCCACAUUCCAGCACCUGCCGCAGAUCUCCUGCUACAACGUGUGAUGCAGCAGCAGCAGCAGCAAGGACAACGGCAACAGGAGCAGCAGCAGCAGCAGCAACAGCAGCAACAUGCAACAUGAGACACAGACGCCUACCAAGUACGCGUCGAUGAAAUAGCCGCCUCAAGGAAUAACCAAUAGAUCCUCCCCCUAAGCAUUACUAUAUAUACACACCGCCCCCUCAAAGCUUUUAGAAUCAAAAACUAAUUAACUCUAACGACAUAUUAAGAGAUGGAAAAAAAUUAACUGUUUAGCUGCUAUGAGAAAUUGUUGUCGGACGGCGAGAAGGAAGGCGAUAGAAAAAGAGGAAAACGAGCGAUCUUUUUUCUUUUUUAUGUAAUGGUAGUAAUUGAUAAACGAUACAAAAAGAAACAACAAAAAAAUGCAAACUAUUGUAGUGAUAUUUGUUAUAAA